Morus notabilis is the source of this 1020-nucleotide messenger RNA. Its product is annotated as GDSL esterase/lipase 7. The record is from RefSeq and is a predicted model, not a curated record. The coding region runs from base 1 to 1020 and encodes 339 amino acids. Lineage: Eukaryota; Viridiplantae; Streptophyta; Magnoliopsida; Rosales; Moraceae. The transcript has 5 exons. Gene Ontology annotation, molecular function: hydrolase activity, acting on ester bonds.
AUGGGGAAAUCUGAAGCUCAAUUAGCACCGGCUUUGUAUGUGUUUGGAGACUCAACGGUUGAUGCAGGAAAUAACAAUGCUAUCAACACAUAUGCAAAAUCAAAUUAUGCUCCUUAUGGUGUAGAUUUUCCUGGUGGAGUCACAGGCAGGCCUACAAAUGGUCGUAACGCGGCUGAUUUCAUUGCUUUAUCACUUGGAUUAAAAGCUCCACCUGCAUUCAGACUUGUCAACACUAGCACUUUGUCUGAUAGAUGUGAAGGUUUUAACUACGCGUCUUCUUCAGCUGGAAUUCUUCCAGAAUCAGGAUUUAAAGGUACAUUGAGUUUGGGAGAACAAGUUGAUUUGUUUAGGAAGACUGUUGAAGAAUAUCUGCCAUUGUAUUUUAAAAGCAAGGACGAUCUCUCCAUGCACGUAUCAAAAUCCAUUUUUCUUCUUGUAGUGGGCGUCAAUGACUAUGCCCUAAAUUUUCUAAAGAAAAAGAAUAGUGGUCAGCCAUUUGACGAUGAAGCAGCUGCUGAACUUCUUAGAGAGAAAUUCCAAAACCACUUAACAGAGUUGUAUAACUUGGGAGCCAGAAAAUUUGUGGUAUUCGACAUUGAAGCAAUUGGUUGCUUGCCCAUUUAUGUAAAUCAACAAAAACCACCGACUUCAAAAUGUGUGGACGACUUAAAUUCAAUGGUGCUUAAAUUCAAUGAAAAACUCCCGUUGAAGCUUCAAGAUCUAGCCGUUACACUUUCUGGCUCAGCGUUCAUUGUUGGAAAGAAUUAUGAACAUAUUUUGAAUUUGGUGGAGAAUCCGAAUAACUAUGGGUUUAAAGAUGCAUCAAAUCCAUGUUGUGCACUUACACCCUAUGGGACAUGCGAUGGCAAAAGACCGCCUUGUGAGGACAGAAACUCACGUGUCUUCUUUGAUGCAUUUCACCCUACUGAAGCUGCUUACAAGAUUAUUGCUCAAAACUGCUUCAGUGGUUCCGGUGUAUGCGUUCCAAUGAAUGUCCUAGAGCUUGCUAGAUUAUCAUAA